This is a messenger RNA of Drosophila takahashii, 2870 nucleotides long. RefSeq names its product gem-associated protein 4b-like. Lineage: Eukaryota; Metazoa; Arthropoda; Insecta; Diptera; Drosophilidae. The record is from RefSeq and is a predicted model, not a curated record.
AAUCGCAUUGUUUUUUUAUGAACAAUUUUCGGAAUUUCCUGUGAAAAUUAGUGAAAUAGCUGGACGCCAGGAUGAUAAUUGAGAAGGAGCAUCCGCUGGACAAUUGCCAGGUGUUUGUCCAGCUGAGAAAAUGCUUCAAUGACUACGGGCAAAACACCAAGAGCCUGAAAACCCUAAUUUACUGGAGCGGAAACGAUGAGCACAUUGAGCAGAUCUGCGUCCAGGUGGCUGCCAUACUGCUGGAGCACGAACUGAUCCGCAUGGAGCCACAUGCCAAGCGCCUCGAGGAGCUGGUUGCCCGGCCAAAUGGCCCAAAUGCCAUGAAUCACCUGCGCGGACUGCUGGUCUACCUGGUUCUGAAUACGAGCAGGGAAUCGGACUGCCAGUGGAGCUCCCAGGUCAUCCACUUGUGCCACCAGCUGCCGGCCAUUCCACAAUUCCUCACCAUUGCCAUUGCAUUGAAAUGUGGCCUUCAGGAGCCGCUGGAGGAGUUCCUCGCCUGCGGACCCCGCUGGCUGACCACCCAGUAUUUCGAGGCAUUCAGUGAGACUCUCUCGCACGUUCACCCAGAUCAUUUGGAUGCCUUGCCCCUGGUUUUUGGCUCCCUAAAGGCAGCUGGCCGCGCCAUUAUCCAUCAUAAUCUGCCCGAGGAGAACAAGCGACUGCUGCGUCAGAUGGCCAGCAUGCUGCAGCGUCAUCUGCUGGACUCGCAGGAUCGUCUGAAGACUCUGCCACGUGCAGCUAUGAGAAAGCUUUACCUGGCCGAGGUGAUGCAACAGCUGCUGGAGGUGCUCCUGGAGAUUUUAACUCCUCGGCAUGGCCAAAAGCCCAAAUGCUUCAGCAUCUACAGCCAAAUGAGCUUGGACAUCAGCGGCAGCUACUCAAAGGAUCCCACUGCUGACUUGCGGCUGUAUUCCCUAAUUCUUCUAGACGCACUGCAGCGCAUUUUGCAGCUCAUCAGCGUGGACACCUUCAUGUACUGGCUGGAGAUUCCCUCGCAGCGAUUGCUCUACAGCUACCAGGAGCUCAUCUGCAGCCAGACGGCCGAGUUGCUUGGGUUAGUCCAGCCGGAUGAGGAACUCGGGCAGCAUUCGGUCUGCAAGCAGAUGCAAAGCUUUGCGGAUGCAGCCAAAAGCUUUGAAGAUCGCCUUGCGGAGUUGACUUUGGGUGAACUGUUGACCUUUCUCGACGGCGAUCUGGGUAAUGUGAGCAAUGAUCAACUGCUCGCCGGUCUGGACAACCUCUUUGGCCGCUCCAUUGCCUUUGGCAGCGAUGAGUGCGUGGAGACGAUGGGAAAACAUCUCAAGCUGCUCGGCACCAAGCAUUCCGGAUUGAUUUUACUGCACUUAAGUCAGGUGGUGGAGGCCAAGAUGGUGACCAAAGAUGAGGGCAUCUCCAUAACGGAAGUGAAGCAGGAAAGGAUCGACGACGAUGAGGAGGAAGAUGAGGAGGAGGAGGAGGAUGAGUAUAGCAGCCUGCUAAAGUUAGUGCUGCGUCCUCUGUUUCAGCAACUCAGUUUGUCGGAUAAAAUUCAACUCCUACAAACUCGCGACGAGCUGAAUGUGACGGAGGGCUUUAACUUCGAGGCUUCCGAUCACCAGGAGCGUCGCAUACGUUUCUUCAAUCGCUUGGAUAUGCAGAAGAAGUUCCCUCAAGAGGAAUUCCUCGAACUUUGCUAUGAGAACGCCAAGCAAACGUGGCUGGAUUUUGCCCGAUUGGCGGUAACGCAUCAUCGCUUUAUGCUCCUCUUUUGGCGACUGGCCUGUCAUGGUUGUCCCAAGCAUGCUGCUCGCCAUAUUCCCAGCUGCGCCGAGGAAUUCUUGCUGGACGAGCAACUGCUGAUGAAGCCGAACGCCCUGCGCUUUCUACUUUCCCUGUAUGGCCAUCGGCAGAUCCUCAAUGGAUUGUACAUGCAAUCGAGUGUACUUUGUGUUGGCCUGAAAGACGGUGAGUGUCCUUAUGAAAAGGAGGCACUGAAGCAGGCACAGGCGGGAUUUCUGGAGGCCUGUGCCGCCGGCUUAUGCAAAUUCAGUGAGUCCUUGAACUACAGCUGCCUGCAGUUCAUCCUGCGACUCCUGCUGGCAAUCACAACUGCCGAGAAGCAGCUAAAUGUGCAGGGCAUUCGACAGCUACGUAAACUCAAGAGAGAGCACGGAAAAUCGGAGGAAGGAGACGAUGCACCGGCGGUUAAGAAGGCCAAGGAGUAUAUUGACAUGCACGCCUUUUUGCUGGAGUGGCGCCAGGAGAACUGGCCGCUAAUCUCUCAGAUAAUGCUAACCAUAGAUGCCUUGCGCUGGGAUUUGACCACCUUUGAACAGGUGCGCGUGGAUACUUUGGGCCUGGCUUUGCGUUACUGGCGACGCGGUCUUUCGCAUUUAAAAAUUCUAAGCGAGGAAUUUCGGCAGAGAAUCUUCAAUUUAGCCGGGAAUUUAAAGCACAAGGACUUUUGGGUGGUCAAUCUAGACGAAGAGAGCUCUGACUACAGCCGGCGGCUCAUAAGAUUGUUGACGCAGGCCAGUGCAAUGGAGGCCACCAUGAUAUUUGGCAAGGUGCUGAUAAACCGCACCGAUUGCUCCCUAAUAAGCGAGCUUAGCGAUGCAGUGGAGCAGGCAAAGUGCGAGUCCGCUUUGCAGGCCUUUCAGUUCCUUUUCCGAAGCUACAUAGUAGCCUAUCGGCACUUUGUCAGGCACAUAAAACCAAGUCGGUGGAGCUACCAUUGGGCUCAUUUGAUGAGUGUUGUGGAAAGAGCUCCCAUGUCAGUCCACUCCGAAAUCUUGACGGAUCUUCAUGUUGCGUUCGCAUCGCGAUUGGGCAUGAUUCCUGACGAGCAGAUGAAGCAAAAGUCCUCUGACACCGAGGAUAUGCUAUAA